CAUAUCGGAUUGUUUAUCCGGUGAUGUUCCAUUGAACCGGGACCAAAUCAACUGGCCACAGCAACUAAAGCUGGGAGUGGGAAGAUGAACGAUCUGCGAAGGUAGUUUUUGGAUUACUUGUUAAAUAAUCAUUAUUCAUCAUGAAGGUGGGCUUUGCACUCGUUCUCCUCUGGUCUCUCCCAAUAACCAAUGUGCUUGCAGAGCUGCCUCAACCUCAGAACCUGACUCUGCUCACCCUGAACACACAGUAUGUACUGACAUGGGACUGGGACCAGACGACCACAGGCAACUCUGUUGCCUUCACUGUAGAGUACAUUGCGAAGUACAAGAUGAAGAUGAAGAUGAAGAAGAAGAACUGGAGCCGUGUGUGUGAAAGGACCACACACACCCGCUGUGACCUCACAGGUUCUAAUCUGCGCUACCUGGGCGUGUACGUGCUCCGAGUCCGAGCCAGCGCAGACGGAGUCAACUCACACUGGGUCAACAAAGACUUCUGCCCUGAUAAAAAUGCUUUGUUGGGCCCACCAUCCAGGGUGGAGAUGGCUCCUGUGGGGAACCUGCUGGAUGUGACCAUCUCUGACCCCCUGACCAGCACCCAGCACUCCAUGAAGGAACACGUCCUUUUCCUGUACUACCGCAUCCUGUACUGGAGCCGCUCUGAUGACCCUCAGGGUCUGAAGCCUAAAGUGUUGGACUCUAGCAACAACCUGGUGACGCUGCCUGAGCUGGAGGCCUGGACGUGGUACUGUGUCAUGAUCCAGUCUCGCUACGACUACUACAACAAGACUAGCAGCUACACAGAACCCCAGUGCAUGCAGACGGAGGGUGACACCCCGUACUGGCAGAUCUUCCUGUACUUCCUGGUCUCCAUGAUGGUGUGUUUCCUGCUCGUGUUGCUUUCCUCCUACGCCUUCUUCAGGUUCUACAGAGUCCUCAAAAACACCUUUUACCCCUCUAUCCAGCUGCCUGCACACAUCCAGGAGUACCUCUGUGACUCCUCCCCCGGCUCUGACAUGCCCCGCCUCCUCACUGCUGAUUCAGAGGCGGAGCUGUGCUGUGAUAAGCUGACCAUCUGUCCUGAGGUGGUGCUACUGGAGAUACACGUCCCUCCUCCCCUCACAGCGCCCCCCUCAGAGCUGGAGCAGGACAGCGACAGGCACAUCUGCCAGGACAGCGGAGACUCUGGGAUCUGCUCCACAGAGGGAGGCUCCACCCAGCAGGGUUGUAGUUGUGGGGAGCCAAUCAGGACAGACCAGGAAGUGGAUUCCUGGCAGACACUGGCGCAGGCCAAGAUGGAGGAGAUGGGGAGAGACGUCAUAUCAUGAAAGUCCAAUAUUUUUGGAAACUUGUCUGUUGACAUGUUUAACAUUUUGGGACUAUCAAAUACCUAAAUAUUCUUUUAAUGGAUUAUUUCAUUUAUGCAGCAGGAUGGCAUGUGAUUCUGGUCUUUUAGUAUACCAGUACACUGUCAGCUGCCUGGGUUGGCCUGGGAAUCCCAUGUUGCUGUGUGUUUUUUAAGGGUGUAGAAACAUGCAUAAAAAGUGUCAGAUUUGGUAUGGAGGCCCAUUGACUUUAAGAUGUCUAAAAGACCGCAGUCCACCUUUCUUUUCAAUGACUUGGGUAUAGAAGCUGUUCAGGGUCGUGUUGGUUCCAGACGUGGUGCACUGUGGUUGGUUGCUUGAGUCUUUCACAACGUUUGGUAUAGUCUUGACACCGCCUGGUAUAGUGGUCCUGGAUAGCAGGGAGCUCUGCCCGGGUGACGGACUGGGCCGUAAUCCGUGGUGGUUUGCCCUGCCACAUCUGAGUGCCUGUUUUUUUUUUAUUGUUACUUUUAGAAACAUUGAAUUAGUUUUGUCCUUUUAUGAUUCUUAUAGAAUCUGACAUCAGGAAGUGUCAUGUUUUCUAUGCUUUAUCAUACCUAGCUGACAUCUGACGUAGCAUUCUAGUUACCUACUGUAGGUUUAAAAAGUAGUCCUGGUGAGUCUUGUGCACAAACAAUUGUCGCAUUUUACAGUAACACACCUACUCAUUCAAGUUUAUUUUAUUUUCACUGUUUUCUACAUUGUUGAAUAAUAGUAAAGACAUCAACUAUGAAAUAACACAUAUGGAAUCAUGUAGUAACCAAAAAAGUGUUAAAUUCAAAUCAAAAUAUAUUUUGGAUUCUUCAAAGUAGCCACCCAUUGCCUUGAUGCCAGGUCAUCUGAUGCAGCAUUCCAUCACUCUCCUUCAUCAAAUAGUGCUUACACAGCCUGGAGGUGUGUUUUUGGGGUCAUUGUCCUGUUGAAAAACAAAUGAUAGUCCCACUAAGCGCAACCCAGAUGGGAUGGCGUUUCGCUGCAGAAUGCUGUGGUAGCCAUGCUGGUGAAGUGUGCCUUGAAUUCUAGGACAUAUAUUAUAUUAUUAGUGUCCUUUUAGUAGUGGUUUCUUAGCAGCAAUAUGACCAUGAAGGCCUGAUUCAUGCAGUCUCCUCUGAAAAGUUGAUGUUGAGAUGUCUGUUACUUGAACUCUGAAGCAUUUAUUUGGGCUGCAAUCUGAGGUGCAAUUAACUCGAAUUUAUCCUCUGGGUCUUCCUUUCCUGUGACGGUCCUCAUGAGAGCCAGUUUCAUCAUAGCGCUUGAUGGUUUUUGCGACUGCACUUGAAAUGUUCUGCAUUGACUGACAUUCAUGUCUUAAAGUAAUGGACUGUCAUUUCUCUUUGCUUAUUUGAGAUGUUCUUGCCAUAAUACGGACCUGGUGUUGUACCAAAUAUGCUGUACACUAUUGCUUCCAAAUGGAAUUAUAAUUCCUAUUAAAGAAUUAUCUCUCAUCUCA
Messenger RNA from Oncorhynchus kisutch (coho salmon), 2811 nucleotides. RefSeq names its product interferon alpha/beta receptor 1a-like. Gene Ontology annotation, molecular function: protein binding; interferon receptor activity. The transcript has 7 exons. Gene Ontology annotation, biological process: cytokine-mediated signaling pathway. Bases 141 to 1325 code for a protein of 394 amino acids. The record is from RefSeq and is a predicted model, not a curated record. Gene Ontology annotation, cellular component: plasma membrane. NCBI's taxonomy places the organism in Eukaryota, Metazoa, Chordata, Actinopteri, Salmoniformes, Salmonidae.